AGCCAGCAGGCUAGGGUGUCGCUCCGCUCAGUGUUUGGACAAGUUUACCGUGAGCGCUCAGCAUGGAGGAGCAGGAGAGCAGCGAGUAGACAGACGCAUCAGUCACAAAGUUUGAUUUCACUCUUUACUGCCGUCUCUGGGGGGCUCCCCCCCCCCUCCAGACGGGACUUUUCUGUGUUUAUUUUUUAUGUUGUAUUUUAAUGGAAACUUCCACGUGAUAACUCGGGAUAACUGCGAAUACACUUGUUAAAAAGAAACAACCGAAAAUGAGCGGCCUGCCCUUUGACGACCCGUCGCUGGACCACCUGGACCCCAGCCUGUCUCUUCAUGAGCCCAGUGAGAUCGACACCGCGCUGCUCAGCGACAUCGACGACAUGCUGCAGCUCAUCAACAGCCAGGACAUGGAGUUCCCCGGCCUGUUCGACCAUCCCCCUUUCGGCGCGGGGGGUCCCCUGCAGGACGCCCCUGUCCUCGCCCACUCCGCCCCCUCCUCCUCCUCCUCUUCCUCUCUGCUGGGCCCGGGCAGCACCCCGCACCUCGACGCCUUGCUGGGACCUCCCGCCAAGCAGCCCCCCCCUUCUGCGGCGAAGCUGUACCCGCCCCCGUCCCAGCAGCCUCAGCUGGCCGCCCCCUUCGCCCAGAGCAGUCUUCCGGCCCCGCCAGCGCCCCCGCCUGCGCCGCUGCAGGACAGCAAGCCCCCCACCCCGCAGCCCUCGCCCCCCCCAAAACAGCAGCAGCAGCAGCAGCAGCAGCCUCUACAGCCCCAGACCCAGGCAGCGGCGCCCCCUCCGUCCGCCGUGAGGACCCCGAGUCUCGGCUCCAGCCAGCCGGUGCUCUUCAGCUCGCCACCCGCCCCAGGCUACCAGAGUCCGGCCGGGUAUGCAGCCGGGCCGCAGGUGUGCUCCACCCAGCCCAGCCUCCCCGCCUCCCCCCAGCAGAUCCAGCCAAUGGCCAUCCAGACUCAGGUCCAGAGCCUGCCCGCUCCGCAGCUAUUGGCCGCCACCGCGAGCCCGCCCACGCAGACCAUCUCCCACCAGGUGCACCAGGUCCCGGUCAGCACGGUCCUGCUGCAGCCCCAGUUCAUCAAGGCGGACUCUCUGCUGCUGACAGCCCUGAAGCCGGACGCUGGCUCGGUGGUCACAGCAGUGAAGACCCCCUGCAUGACCACUCUGGCCAGCUCCACCACGCCUGUGCAGACCACCUCCAUACAGGCUCUGGUGAGCGGCGGCACCAUCCUGACCACCGUGCCAGUGAUGCUGGACACCGACAAGCUCCCCAUCAACCGCAUCGUGGCCAACGGCAAGCCCUGCGGCCUGCCCAGCAAGGGCGAGAAGCGGACGGCGCACAACGCCAUCGAGAAGCGCUACCGCUCCUCCAUCAACGACAAGAUCAUCGAGCUCAAGGACCUGGUGGCUGGAACAGAGGCCAAGCUCAACAAGUCGGCGGUGCUGAGAAAGGCCAUCGACUACAUCCGCUUCCUGCAGCAGUCCAACCAGAAGCUGAAGCAGGAGAACAUGGCGCUGAAGAUGGCGGCGCAGCAGAACAAGACGCUGAAGGACCUGGUGGCCGGGGUGCCGAUGGAGGUGGACGGCGUGAGCGGCGAGCUGAAGGCCGAGGCCGUGGAGCUGCCCACCCCGCCACCCUCCGACGCCGGCUCGCCCUCCCACAGCAGCCCCUUCUCCCAGUGCGCCAGCGACUCCGAGCCCGACAGCCCCAUGUUCGAGGACAGCAAGGCGCCGGUCAAGCAGGAGCUGCCCUCUCCUGGCAGCGUGGGCAUGCUGGACCGCUCUCGUCUGGCCCUGUGUGCCUUCACCUUCCUCUUCCUGUCCCUCAACCCGCUGGCGGCCCUGCUGGGCGGCACAGGCGGCGGCUCGAGCCCCUCGGAGCGCGCGGCCCCCUCCAGCCCCGGCCGCAGCAUGCUCAGCGUGGACAGCGCAGAGCUCCCCGGCUGGCUGGACUGGCUGCUGCCCACUCUGUUCCUCUGGCUGCUCAACGGUGCUUUGGUGGCUGCGGUUCUGAUCCGGCUGCUGGUGUACGGCGAGCCAGUGACCCGGCUGCACUCAGACUCCUCGGUGCUGUUCUGGAGACACCGGAAGCAGGCUGACCUGGACCUGGCUCGGGGCGAUUUUGCUCAGGCCUCCCAGAACCUGUGGACGUGCCUGAAGGCGCUGGGCCGCCCCCUGCCCACCUCCCAGCUGGACCUGGCCUGCGCGGUGCUGUGGGCGCUGCUCCGGCUGUGCCUGCAGAGGCUGUGGGUGGGCCGCUGGCUGGCGGGGCGCGCGGGGGGCCUGCGCAGAGAUCGCCCCCUGCAGGACGAUGCCAAGAAGAGCAGCCGAGACGCAGCCCUGGUUUACCAUCGCCUGCACCAGCUUCACAUGACAGGCAAACUGGGGGGCAGCCAGCUGUCGGCUGUCCACAUGGCCCUGAGCGCCGUCAACCUGGCCGAGUGCGCAGGGGACAACCUGUCCAUCGCCACGCUGGCGGAGAUCUAUGUGUCCACAGCCCUGAGGGUCAAAGUCAGCCUUCCCCGAGCCCUGCACUUCAGCAUGCGGGUGUUCCUGAGCAGCGCGCGGCAGCUGUGCCUGGCCCCCUGCGGCACCGUGCCCCCGGCCAUGCAGUGGCUGUGUCACCCGCUGGGCCACCGCUUCUUCGUGGACGGAGACUGGUCGGUGCGCAGCUCCCCGCGGGAGAGCGUCUACAGCCAGGCGGGGAACACAGUGGACCCUCUGGCUCAGGUGACCCAGGCGUUUCGGGAGCACCUGCUGGAGAAGGCGCUGUACUGCGUGGCCCAGCCGCAGGGCGAGAAGGCGCUGGCGGCAGGCGAGGGGGAGCACGCGGACGCCCUGGAGUACCUCCAGCUGCUGAACAGCUGUUCCGAUGCAGCAGGCGCCACGGCGCAGUCCUUCGCCAUCGGCUCCAACACGGCGGCGCUGACCGGCUGUGACCCCCAGGCGAGGUGGUGGUCGGCGGUGGUGGUCGUGGUGGUGAACUGGCUGCAGGGCGACGACGCUGCGGCUGAGAGGCUGUACCCCGCCGUGGAGCACCUUCCCAAGAGCCUGCAGAGUGCCGAGAGCCCCCUGCCCAGAGCAGCGUUGUGUGCUUUUAGAGCAGUCCGCGCCCAGCUGGCCAAACCCGAGAACUGCCAGAUGACGCUCAGUCACUGUGAGAGAGCCAGCAGCCUCCUGAGGGACAGCCUGCACCUGGGACCCCACUGCCACAGCAGCAACAUUGACAAGGCUGUCCAGCUGCUACUGUGUGACCUGCUCCUGGUCACGAGGACGCAGGUGUGGCAGCAGCAGAGGGGGGCCGCAGGGGGGGCCCUGCAGGCCACGCCCCCGGAGCUGCAGGGCUUCCAGCAGGACCUGAGCAGCUUGAGGAAGCUGGCACAGAGCUUCAGACCCGCCAUGCGCAGGCUGUUCCUGCACGAGGCCACGGCCCGCCUGAUGGCCGGCGCCAGCCCCACACGCACCCACCAGCUCCUGGACCGCAGCCUGCGGCGCCGGGCAACGCCGGGCAGCAGGACAGAGGAGUGCGAGACGCGGCCGGGACAGCGAGAGCAGGUGGAGGCGGUGAUGCUGGCGUGCCGCUACCUGCCCCCCUCCUUCCUGUCGGCGCCGGGGCAGCGUGUGGGCAUGCUGGCGGACGCCGCGCGCACGCUGGAGAAGCUGGGCGACAAGCGCACGCUGCACGACUGCCAGCAGAUGAUCAUCAGGCUGGGCAGCGGCACCACCGUCACCUCCAGCUAGGGCCCGCCGCGCCGCGCCGGGGCCCGAAACAGCCCUGCCCCUCCGCCGCCCCGCCCUCUUCUCAGCUCUACAGCCAGACGGGGGCUUGGGGGGGUUGCUGUUGUAAAAUUAUUUAUUUUUUUCCCCCUUUGAAGUUCAAAGCUGGUUUUCCCUUUGUGAGAGAUCAGCUGCAGUGACAGCGUCCGGCCACUGUGUGGCGUGUGGAGGCCCCCCCAGCGCGCUGCAAGGGCCAGGAGAGUGACCAGCGUUCCACGGGCCGUGCAAACUGUCAGCCCCCCUUCCCCCCUUUAUCAGCUGGCUAAGGGUGGGGCUGGAGGGCUCUCGCCCCCUUGCUAAUCCGGGCCGGCUCUGCUUCGGUUGCUCAGUGGGCACUGGUGUGACUGUGGAGACGCUGGUGGUGCCGUACGGCCCUCGCAGAGCAG
Molecule: messenger RNA, 4168 nt
Organism: Lepisosteus oculatus (spotted gar)
Lineage: Eukaryota; Metazoa; Chordata; Actinopteri; Semionotiformes; Lepisosteidae
Gene: srebf1
Product: sterol regulatory element binding transcription factor 1
Biological process (GO): regulation of transcription by RNA polymerase II
Cellular component (GO): nucleus
Molecular function (GO): protein dimerization activity; RNA polymerase II cis-regulatory region sequence-specific DNA binding; DNA-binding transcription factor activity, RNA polymerase II-specific
Source: RefSeq, a predicted model, not a curated record